AUGUCGAUGGAAAUCCAAGAUCCACAUUCCAAACACAAUCCUAAUUCUAAUUCCAAUUCCAAUCCCAAUCUCAAUUCUGAUCCAAAUCCGCAAAAUGCUCUCGCUCCUAGAAUUCCUCUCUCCAAUUCACAUUCAUCGACGUCAAUGUUCAGUGUUCGACCCGGGCCCCACCAUAGGAGGGCCCACUCCGAGAUGAGCUUCCGAUUGCCGGACGACAUGACUAUGAUGAUGAUGGGUCUGUCGCCUUCUGAUCCGAUCAAUGGCGGUGGAGGUGGAAAUGAAGGUGGCGGAUCUUCUGCUUGUAGUCUCGAGGAGAUCGGGUCAGAGGACGACCUCUUUUCUACCUAUAUUGACGUCGAUAAGCUUAACGGAGAUGGGCGCAACUCUACGGAUCAGAGUAAUAACAAUAACAACAACAACAACAACGGUGAAGGUAAUGGAGAUAAAGGAGGAGCUUCUACUUCAACGUCGAGGCCAAAGCACAGGCAUAGCAACUCCGUUGACGGAAGCGUUUAUGGAGACGUAAUGGAGGCUAAAAAAGCUAUGCCUCCUGAUAAGUUACAAGAGCUUUGGAGCAUUGAUCCAAAAAGAGCAAAAAGGAUACUAGCUAAUCGGCAGUCUGCUGCUCGUUCUAAAGAGAGGAAGGCCCGAUAUAUUCUAGAGCUUGAGCGCAAAGUUCAGACCCUUCAAACAGAAGCCACCACUCUUUCUGCCCAACUGACCUUAUUCCAGAGGGAUACAACAGGACUGAGCACAGAAAAUACAGAGCUUAAGCUUCGUCUUCAAGCUAUGGAGCAACAGGCUCAAUUGCGCGAUGCUCUGAAUGAGGCGCUAAAGAAGGAAGUCGAGAGACUCAAAGUUGCCACUGGCGAAAUAAUGAGCCCCGCUGAGUCGUUCAACUUGGGAAUGCACCAAAUGCCAUACACCCCAUCUAACUUUUUCCCACAUCCACAACAACCAGGGCCUGCUGGUCAUCCAAAUAUGCAGUUGCCACCACUUGCACAUUCCCAACCUAGUAUGCCAUCUCACCCUCUUCAUCAAACAAAUUCCCAUGCUUUAUCAGAAAUGAUGCAAAAUGAUCCUCUUGGCAGACUACAGGGGCUUGAUAUCAGUAGUAAAGCACCAAACAUUGUAAAGUCAGAAGGCCCCUCGCUUUCUGCAAGUGAAAGUAGUUCCACAUUUUGACAAAAACUAGCUGCUAACUAGCUGACUUGUUCAUGGCAUGUGUGUGUUUAUAGACUGACAUCCAGUCGCUUGGAGAAGGUACCCUUUUUUAAUUUGAUCAUUCAUUCUUUUCAUGUUGUGGGGAUCAAUUCUUAAUUGUUUAUUCUUAGGGUUCUCCCAGAAAAAGGGAAGCACCCAGGUUUUGAUGCAACGUGUACGAGUUCUUGUUUAACAUGAAAUUUUGUUCAUCAAUGGGGCUAGGUUCAAUGGGAAUGAAAGGUCAUUCCCGUUUGGCUGUCAAGAUGUUGUGACAUUGUUGUCCAAUUCAUUUGUAUCUCAUUUCAUUUGUAAACGUGGACAUUCUCGUUCCAUUUCCUGGAUUGUUCAAAAUGGGAUCUCAAUCGCCUCCUAUUUUUGUUCCAACCUGGAAGCUUUUGAUAA
This is a messenger RNA of Jatropha curcas, 1605 nucleotides long. RefSeq names its product transcription factor RF2b. Lineage: Eukaryota; Viridiplantae; Streptophyta; Magnoliopsida; Malpighiales; Euphorbiaceae. Gene Ontology annotation, cellular component: nucleus. The record is from RefSeq and is a predicted model, not a curated record. Gene Ontology annotation, biological process: regulation of DNA-templated transcription. Gene Ontology annotation, molecular function: DNA-binding transcription factor activity.